GUCAAAAAAGAAAUGUCGUGCAGUAACAUUUAAACACUACAUACACAAACUCUUAAUAUAAAACCAUAAAAAAAUGUUAAUUCAAUAAUGAGAGAGCUGGUUUCAUCCUAAUAUCCAAAAUGUCCUGAAUGGAGGUGAAACACGAAUUGUCUGCCGCGUCGCUGUUGAAACUUGUGUCGUUCUUAUUCUGGAGUGCAUUGUACUUGUGGUGUUCUGUCAGGGCACCAGAACAGAGCCCAGAGUGGCGCUCUCGUGUGGUGACAUUGCUCCACGGGAGUGUAGCUACCAUCAUCGGCUUAUCACAAUGUGGCGUACAGUCACUCACACCAUGUCGCUUCACCAUGAAAAUAACAGCGCGACACUACGCACUGAUGGUUUGGUCAUGGGGCUACUUCGCAUUCGACCUCCUCUGGUGUAUUCUGUACAUGAACGAGAAUAUAUUAAUGCUGUGUCACCACGCUAGCGCUGUCAUUGCCAUCACUAUGUAUAUGCAGAAGAUCUAUAAAGGCUGUACCUUUGCCUGCACGUUGACGUUAUUAGAAAUCACCAAUCCUCUACUGCAAAUACGAUGGUUUCUUAGGCAUGAGGGAUAUGAUAAAACCCUGAUAUAUAUCAUAGUGGAGGCAUCAUACUUAAUAAUGUUCCUGGGCGCAAGGGGACUCCUCGGUAGCUAUAUUAUGUACAAGAUAUUAAAAUCUGACUUAUUCGAUAUGGAUGAAAAACUUAUGUCUCUUGUAUUCUAUAUUGUGUCGAUAGCAUUCAUGUACGAUAUAUUUGGAUACGUACUAUAUAAAUACAAAAAUAAAAUCGAAGAAUUCAGGGGAUUUUUGGACGAAAGAGGAAUUUUAUUGAAUGAAAGUUAAUAUUGUAAAAAUAACGCACGUUUUAUUAAAAUAUACAUCAAUCAUUCGUUCUUUGAUUGCACAAUAGUGCAUUUUGCCGAAAACUAAGUUACAUAAUAUGUGUAUUUCAAUAAAACAAUACAUCAGAAGUGUCCAGUACUUAAUUGGCAGUAAUAUUUAUUUUUAAAAUGCUAUUCACCAGUGUUUAUUCAUGAAUGAAUAUAAUACGCUAGUGUGUUCACUAUGUAUUUUUAAAUUAAGAUAAAACUAAAACUAUAUGUUAAAAUAUAAUAUUUAUAAAUUUACUUGGGUUAUAUUUGAAAAAACAUAUAAAUUAGGGACUGCUACAAAGAAUUGAUAAUUUAUAUUUUCACACGAUAAAUAUAUAUAUAUAUAUUUACAGAUUUGUCUGAAUACAUUCCUUUUGGAUAUAGGAUAG
This is a messenger RNA of Achroia grisella, 1281 nucleotides long. Its product is annotated as TLC domain-containing protein 5-like. Lineage: Eukaryota; Metazoa; Arthropoda; Insecta; Lepidoptera; Pyralidae. The record is from RefSeq and is a predicted model, not a curated record. The coding region runs from base 129 to 863 and encodes 244 amino acids. The transcript is spliced from 4 exons. Gene Ontology annotation, cellular component: membrane.